This is a messenger RNA of Salvia splendens (bonfire salvia), 2003 nucleotides long. Its product is annotated as Mannose-binding lectin superfamily protein. Lineage: Eukaryota; Viridiplantae; Streptophyta; Magnoliopsida; Lamiales; Lamiaceae. Gene Ontology annotation, molecular function: carbohydrate binding. Bases 61 to 1920 code for a protein of 619 amino acids. The record is from RefSeq and is a predicted model, not a curated record. The transcript has 5 exons.
AUAACAUUGUUCUUUCUUUAAUUUCUCUCUCGACGACAAUAGUACUUUUUCUCUGUAGAAAUGAAUUAUGGGAAACAGACGGUGUUGGUGGGGCCGUGGGGAGGGCAAGAGGGGCAAUAUUGGGACGAUGGCGUCUACUCGACUGUGAGGCAACUGGAGAUAAGUCAUGGGGAUGCUAUCGACUCCAUCAGAAUCGAAUACGAGAUCAAUGGAAGAUCCAUCUGGUCGGAAAUUCAUGGUGGUAGUGGAGGCUCCAAGAUAGAUAAGAUUAGGCUUGACUACCCAGACGAGUACCUAACAUCGGUGCAUGGAUACUUCGGGCAUCUGCACGAACGAGGACCCGUGUUCGUGCGAGCCCUAUCUCUAGAGAGCAACAAGAGACUGUACGGACCCUUUGGGGUCGAACAAGGCACCUAUUUUUCCUUCCCCAAAAUACAAGGAAGGAUAGUCGGAUUUCUUGGCAAGUCUGGCUGGUUUCUUGAUGCAAUUGGUGCUUACAUUGAGCCAUUUCAAAACCAUCAUCUUGCUUCUCCAAAUUCUAUUUAUUACUCUCACCACCAAAUUUCUCAGCCGGUCGAUAAAAAUCAAUAUUCUAUGAUCCAAGGAAGCCUUGGCGCCGAUUAUGAUCUUAUUGUUGCUGUAAGGCAAAAGGAUACUUCUUCUAAUCAUCAUGACUACGCCAACUUUGAAUCCUCCAACACUAAGAUUCAUAAACAUGUUAGUUUUCAAAGAAGCUUUCAGAAUAAUCAUGUUACUUCUGAAAGAAUAAUUGAGAAUAGUAGCGGUGUGGUUACAUCGGGGCCGUGGGGUGGCGGCGGAGGGAGCGUGUUCGAUGAUGGAGUGUACGACGGGGUGCGACAGAUCAACCUAUCGCGCAACGUUUGCGUUGUGGCAGUCCGGGUUUGUUACGAGCGGAACGGCGAGAUUGUUUGGGGGAGCAAGAAUGGCGGCACGGGAGCAUUCAAGACGGACAAGGUUGUUUUUGAUUAUCCAUCGGAGAUCCUGACUCAUCUGACGGGCUAUAUGGGGCCUACGAUGAUAAUGGGUCCGAGCGUGGUGAAAUCGCUCACUUUCCACACGACGAAAGGCAAGUAUGGGCCAUAUGGAGAGGAGGAAGGGGAGUUCUUCUCUACCAAGUUGAAGGAAGGGUCCAUGAUUGUUGGAUUUCACGGCCGGAGAGGAUUGUUUCUUGAUGCAAUCGGUGUUCACGUUCUAGAAGGUAAAGUAGCGAACGCUUCUCCAGCCGUCAAUGCUAAAAGCUCUGCUUCAGGCAAUGUAGCAAAUGUUCCUCCAACCGCCAAUGAUAAACACUCUGCUUCUAAAGCAACCAACCAAGCUGCAUUGGUAGCUAAAAAGGCAGCUGAUGGCUCUGAAUGGCCUUUCAAAUUUGGCAAGCGAGGACAAACGGACGAGGUAGUGCAUCCAGCUCCAUAUGGGCCAGGGCCGUGGGGCGGGGAAGGAGGGAAGCCGUGGGACGAUGGAGUAUUCACAGGGAUCAAACAGAUCAUUCUUACUAUAACAGAUGCAAUUUGCUGUGUAGAAAUAGAGUAUGAUCGAAACGGCCAAUCCGUGUGGUCGGUUAAGCACGGAGGCACAAACGGACAGACAGCAAAUCGGGUGAAGCUAGACUAUCCAAACGAGGUGUUAACAUGCAUAAGUGGAUACUAUGGUUCGAUAAAAAGUGAACAAGGAAGUAAAGUGAUCCGUUCGUUAACGUUCCACACUAGUAGAAAGAAAUAUGGUCCUUUUGGGGAAGAAACUGGCACGUAUUUCACAUCGGGGACGACAGAGGGGAAGGUGGUUGGGUUUCACGGCAAGAGCAGCACACAUCUUGACGCUAUUGGAGUACACAUGCAGCAUUGGUUGGGGAAUAGAAAAACACCUAAGGCUUCUUCAUCACUUAUGAAGUAUUUUUCUUGAUUGAUUAAUUAUGUUUUUCUUUAAAUAAUUCAUCUUCUACUUUAUAGUACACCUCAAUAAAUAAAUGUUGUCUUGUUUGGCAA